This is a messenger RNA of Suillus subaureus, 624 nucleotides long. RefSeq lists its product as uncharacterized. Gene Ontology annotation, molecular function: L-serine-phosphatidylethanolamine phosphatidyltransferase activity. The record is from RefSeq and is a predicted model, not a curated record. The transcript is spliced from 5 exons. NCBI's taxonomy places the organism in Eukaryota, Fungi, Basidiomycota, Agaricomycetes, Boletales, Suillaceae. The coding region runs from base 104 to 493 and encodes 129 amino acids. Gene Ontology annotation, biological process: phosphatidylserine biosynthetic process.
GGAAGGAACUGCAUCGUUCUUGCACUAUUUGAUAGUUGUAUUGCUCCUAGCAGUCUUUCUUGCUGCGGAGCUGAAUCCAUUCUAUCUCAAGAGUCUGCUUUGGAUGGAGCCUGAUCAUCCGAUUGUGAUACUAAGGCUUGCAGGCGUCUUUCUUUGCGCAUUGCCUGCUGUGCGAGAGCUUUACCUAUACAUAAAUAACCCAAGGAAAGCGAAACGGAUGGGGCAACAUGUGUGGCUCCUUCUAGCCACGAUCCUGACCGAACUUAUGGUUAUCACUAAAUGGAGCAAGGGCCAGUUCACGGAGCCGUUUCCAUUGUAUGUUCGGUGGGCAUGGAUGAUUGGGGGAAUCUUGUUGGUGUUAUAUCCUGCGAUCAGGUUCGGCUUGCCAAGCGUGCGCAAGUACGUCGGAAAGCAGAAGCAGAAGCGAAGAGGGAAAGGAAAGGGGAAGAAGGCGCAGUACUUAUUGCGCAUGAAUGAAGUUCCUCUGUUAUAAUUAAGUUAUGCUCGACAUUUGUCCGAAGUGGGAGAGAAACAGAUAGGGAAUAUUCUGGUGCUUACUGGAGGGUACCAGGCUGUGAUUGGUCAUCGAUACUGCAUUAGUCAUCAACACGGCAUUGUGCAUAG